UGUUUUGAGCGUAUGUUACAAAGAUGGCUGUCUCCCUUAUCAUAAAAUGGGGUGGGCAAGAAUUCUUAAUAACUACCCUGUCGGAAGAGGACACUGUGUUAGAUCUCAAGCAGUCUCUCAAGGGGCUUACUGGAGUGCUGCCAGAACGUCAAAAGCUUCUUGGACUAAAAGUGAAAGGCAAGCAAGCAGAGAAUGAUGUUAAGCUUGGAACACUAAAACUAAAACCAAAUACUAAAAUUAUGAUGAUGGGGACACGUGAGGAAAGCUUGGAAGAUGUCCUUGGGCCACCCCCUGACAAUGAAGAUGUGGUCAAUGAUUUUGAUAUUGAAGAGGAAGUUGUUGAAGUGGAGAAUAGGGAAGAGAAUCUUCUAAAAAUCUCUCGCAGAGUUAAAGAGUACAAAGUGGAAAUAUUGAAUCCUCCAAGGGAAGGGAAGAAGUUAUUGGUUUUGGAUGUUGACUACACCCUAUUUGACCAUAGGUCAUGUGCAGAGACUGGAGUUGAACUGAUGAGGCCAUACUUGCAUGAGUUCCUGACAUCUGCGUAUGAAGACUAUGAUAUUGUAAUUUGGUCUGCUACUAAUAUGAAGUGGAUUGAAGCUAAAAUGAAGGAGCUGGGAGUGAGCACCAAUGCAAACUACAAGAUAACCUUCAUGUUGGACAGUGCUGCCAUGAUAACCGUGCAUACUCCAAGGCGAGGAUUAAUUGAUGUGAAACCUCUGGGUGUUAUAUGGGGCAAAUUUUCAGAGUUUUACAAUAAGAAAAAUACGAUCAUGUUUGAUGACAUUGGACGAAAUUUUCUGAUGAAUCCACAAAAUGGACUGAAGAUAAAGCCCUUCAUGAAGGCACAUUUAAACAGAGAUAAAGAUAAAGAGCUUUUAAAACUUACUCAGUACCUCAAGGAAAUAGCAAAAUUAGAUGACUUUUUAGAGCUGAACCACAAGCACUGGGAAAGGUACCUUUCAAAGAAACAAAGCCAAUAGCUUUAAUUUGUGAAGCAGAAUGUAGAGAUCCUUUGACCUUUCCUCCUGUGUAAGCUAGAAUAAAUAGUGCUGGACACUGACUUAGCCACCAGAGUGACUCUUUACACAUGGUCUUACUAUUGGUUUGCUCUGUCUGAAGAUUACAGCAAACAGCAGAAAAUGAAAACAAUUGCUCUUGUGUUUUUCUCUGGUGUUACCAUUUGAAAUAAUAUCAUCUGUACUGCUACUCUAGUAUUCCCAAG
Euleptes europaea (tarantolino) is the source of this 1222-nucleotide messenger RNA. RefSeq names its product ubiquitin like domain containing CTD phosphatase 1 (gene UBLCP1). Gene Ontology annotation, cellular component: nucleus. The transcript is spliced from 10 exons. Gene Ontology annotation, biological process: protein dephosphorylation. NCBI's taxonomy places the organism in Eukaryota, Metazoa, Chordata, Lepidosauria, Squamata, Sphaerodactylidae. The record is from RefSeq and is a predicted model, not a curated record. Gene Ontology annotation, molecular function: protein serine/threonine phosphatase activity; protein binding. The coding region runs from base 24 to 980 and encodes 318 amino acids.